AUGUUUUCUCUUGUUCAUCUCCGUUUUGCAGUCGGCGUUCUAGGAAAUAUUAUUUCUCUUGCCCUCUUCCUUUCUCCGGUGCCGACUUUUUUGAAGAUAUAUAAGAAGAAAACGGUCGAGCAAUAUUCACCGGUUCCUUAUAUAGCAACUAUUGGAAAUUGUGCUUUAUGGGUAUUAUACGGGUUACCCGAUGUUACACCGGGUAGUACCCUUGUGAUAUCUAUAAAUGGGGCGGGUUUUGUGAUCCAAUUGGUUUAUUUACUUGUGUUUAUAUGUUAUUCGGAUAAAAAAAGAAGGGUCCGAAUGGUGGCGGUUAUAAUGGUGGAGCUUGUUCUUGUGGCCACUCUUGCGGUUCUUGUUCUUAAUUUGGUUCAUACCCGGAAACUUAGAUCGAGGAUUAUUGGGAUAAUUUGUAUUUUUGGGAAUGUUUGUAUGUAUGCUUCUCCUUUAUCUGUAAUGAGGAUGGUGGUGAGUACGAAAAGUGUGGAGUACAUGCCGUUUUCGCUUUCUUUAGCGGCGUUUGCUAAUGCGGUUUGCUGGACUACUUAUGCACUUAUUAAAUUCGACCCGAAUAUUGUGGUACCAAAUGGGCUGGGUAUGUUAUUUGCGCUGGCCCAAUUAAUUUUGUAUGGGGCUUAUUAUAAAUCAUCAAAGAGGCUGCAGUUGGAAGAAAAGAAUGCUGAGAUGAAUGAAAUUUCUGGUGGAUUCAAGAAUGUGGCCCAUAAUAAUAAUAAGCUUCCUGUUUGAAUUUUUU
Molecule: messenger RNA, 754 nt
Organism: Impatiens glandulifera
Lineage: Eukaryota; Viridiplantae; Streptophyta; Magnoliopsida; Ericales; Balsaminaceae
Product: bidirectional sugar transporter SWEET7-like
Exons: 5
Coding region: 1-747 (248 amino acids)
Biological process (GO): carbohydrate transport
Cellular component (GO): membrane
Molecular function (GO): sugar transmembrane transporter activity
Source: RefSeq, a predicted model, not a curated record